Molecule: messenger RNA, 472 nt
Organism: Carlito syrichta (Philippine tarsier)
Lineage: Eukaryota; Metazoa; Chordata; Mammalia; Primates; Tarsiidae
Gene: COX6B
Product: cytochrome c oxidase subunit 6B1-like
Exons: 4
Coding region: 84-344 (86 amino acids)
Cellular component (GO): mitochondrion; respiratory chain complex IV; mitochondrial inner membrane
Source: RefSeq, a predicted model, not a curated record
GCUUCCUGUCGGGCGCCGGCGUCUUUGCUGAGGGUCACAUUGAGCGGCGACGCGCGUCGGGGGCGUCUUUCGGAGUCAGUAUCAUGGCAGAAGACAUCAAGACCAAAAUCAAGAACUACAAGACUGCCCCUUUUGACAGCCGUUUCCCCAACCAGAACCAAACCAGGAACUGCUGGCAGAACUACCUAGACUUCCACCGCUGUGAGAAGGCAAUGACUGCUAAAGGGGGCGAUGUCUCUGUGUGUGAAUGGUACCGGCGUGUGUACAAGUCACUCUGCCCCAUAUCCUGGGUCUCAACCUGGGAUGACCGCCGGGCUGAGGGCACGUUUCCCGGGAAGAUCUGAACUGGCUGCACCCCACCUCUGCUAUAUCCUCCGUCCUUCUCCCAGGGUGGCUAAAGGGUACAUGGUGUUCCCUGCUUUGGGACCCUGAAUCAUGAUUUAACUACUAAUAAAAACUUACUGGAAAAGUA